Messenger RNA from Drosophila grimshawi, 904 nucleotides. It is a transcript of the gene Orc6, whose product is annotated as origin recognition complex subunit 6. NCBI's taxonomy places the organism in Eukaryota, Metazoa, Arthropoda, Insecta, Diptera, Drosophilidae. Gene Ontology annotation, cellular component: nuclear origin of replication recognition complex. The transcript is spliced from 2 exons. The record is from RefSeq and is a predicted model, not a curated record. Gene Ontology annotation, molecular function: DNA binding. Gene Ontology annotation, biological process: DNA replication initiation; DNA replication. The coding region runs from base 31 to 771 and encodes 246 amino acids.
AGAAGUAUACAAUUAAAGAAGUUUUGUAAAAUGACCACAUUGAUUGAACAGCUAAUUUUGAAAAUGGGCCUGCACGAUGAGCCCAAUGUUUUGGGAAAAACAACCGAGCUGAUACGAUUAUUGGAGCUGCGUUCUGCAAAUGUUCCACUACAAAUAAAUGAAUAUGGCAAAAUAGUUUUGUGUGCGGAUAUUGCAUGCACUCUUUUGGGCAUUGGAUUUGACAAGGAGCAGGCAUUGAAACUGUCCGCAUUAAGGAAAAGUCAUUAUGUGAAUAACAAGCGCAUGUUCAAGAAGCUACUCGAUCUCAAUGUGCUGGCGACCAUUAAUGAUAUCUGCGUCCAGCUAAGUCUAAACGAAGUGGCGCGCAAAGCCGAAGAGUUGCUGACUUUGUUUAAGAACAACAUUGCUAUGCACGAGCAUUCGGAUGAAGCAGAUCAUCCACAAUAUGCCGCUAUGGCUGUUUUCCACGCCUGCCGUCUGCUGAAAAGAAAAGUGCCCAAGGCAAAACUGAUGCCCUUCAGCAAUUUGCGUCCCACUCAAUGGCAACAGUUGGAGCAGCAAUGGGAGCGUAUGAUUACAAAGCAUUACAAGGAGAUCAAUGUGGCAGCUAAGUUAACUGAUAAGCAUCAAAAGAAAGAUAUCAUAGUUAAAAACAAUAGUCAAAAAGUAGAGAUUGAAGAUUAUGAAAAAUGGAAGUCGCGAAUGUUAGCCUCGGCCGAGGCUAAGCUGAAAGAGUUAGAAUCGAUAGAGCAGCAGAAUAUUGAUAUAUAAUAUAUAAUCAGUUCAUUUUUGUUUAUAAAAGCUUGUCAUAUUGUCACAUUCAUGGUGCAAGUCUUAGUUUUUAUAACUUAUUUACUUAUAAUUAUUGUUUUGUUAAUAAAUCACUUUAUCUUUAAAAACGUGA